Ceratitis capitata (Mediterranean fruit fly) is the source of this 2493-nucleotide messenger RNA. RefSeq names its product tachykinin-like peptides receptor 86C (gene TkR86C). Gene Ontology annotation, molecular function: tachykinin receptor activity. The record is from RefSeq and is a predicted model, not a curated record. Gene Ontology annotation, biological process: G protein-coupled receptor signaling pathway. The transcript has 10 exons. The coding region runs from base 807 to 2312 and encodes 501 amino acids. Gene Ontology annotation, cellular component: plasma membrane. NCBI's taxonomy places the organism in Eukaryota, Metazoa, Arthropoda, Insecta, Diptera, Tephritidae.
UAACUAUCGUCGACUAGUCGAACUCUCUCAACAGGUUGUGUGCGCUCAAGAACGUCACGUUAUGGGUGAUAAAAAGGUUUGUGGGGAGGCACAGGAGCUGUUGGAAAAUAUUGCACAGUAAUAUGCGCAUACAUACAUAGAUUGGUACAGAGAAAGUAAAUUGAAAGCACAAAAAUGGCUCAACAACAUCUUCGCCAUUGGUGUUUCAACUGUAGGACGAACGCAAAUAAUAUGAAUGUUCGGAAUUUAGUAUAAAAUGAAAUUUGGACAAGGAUUACAUAUACGCAUUGAGUCAGGAAUUACCUUUUACUGUUUAAUUAGUGAAAAAUUAUGUGCCCAAUUUUUUGCAAGUUUAAUAAGCGUACUUAAAAUAGUUGUGGAUGGGUGCACAUCUUAAUUGGUGAAAAACGUAACCUAAUGAUAAUGUGAUGUGAAAAUUUUAAUGAGCAAAAUAGUCAAUGAUAAAAUCAAACUCCUCACAUAUCGAAAGAGAAUUUUAAAUUAUGUAAAAUUCAAUAGUAAAGAAGUGAAAAUUUAGAAAUAAACUUCAACGCUGCAGACUUCCCAUGCAUACAUGUAUACAUACACAUUUCUAAGAAAUUGGUUCUAUUAAGCGUACUUUCUUGGUAGUGUAUAUUUUUGGGAAGCCUAAAUUUAAUAUAAAAGAAUUACUGAACUCUAUUAAAGUGAACCGGAUUUGAGUGGAAGGAACUGAAUGUGCUUUAUAAGAUUUAUCGCUGGAAUACUUACGUAUUCAUAAAACCCUACUAUAAAAUUGUACUAAAAAGUACAAUAAUGUUUUUACAAUGUCGGAAAUCGUCGAUACGGAGCUUCUUGUGAACUGCACAAUACUAGCCGUUAGGCGCUUUGGGCUUAACACCAUUGUGAAUUCAUCCACAUUAAAUAGCUUGAAUCGUUCCGAAAUUAUAAGUCUUCUCUCUGGAAUCAUUGAAAAUAAGGACGACUUGGACAACAUUAAUGAUGCAAAGGAUUUCUUAACCGAGUGCUUAUUUCCAUCACCGACACGACCAUAUGAACUACCAUGGGAACAAAAAACCAUCUGGGCUAUUAUUUUCGGCAUGAUGCUCUUUGUUGCAAUUGCAGGAAAUUGUAUUGUUUUGUGGAUUGUUGCAGGCCAUCGUAGUAUGCGAACAGUAACAAAUUAUUUUUUGCUCAACUUAAGUAUUGCCGAUUUGUUGAUGUCCUCGUUGAACUGCGUUUUUAACUUCAUCUUUAUGCUGAAUUCAGACUGGCCGUUUGGCUCCAUAUACUGCACCAUAAAUAAUUUUAUGGCAAAUGUUACUGUCUCCACUUCGGUUUUUACAUUGGUAGCUAUUUCAUUGGACAGAUAUAUUGCGAUCGUUCACCCUUUAAAGAGACGAACAUCCCGACGGAAAGUACGAAUUAUAUUGUCACUGAUAUGGAUUGUUAGUUGCGUUUUAGCGGCACCUUGUUUAAUGUACUCCAGCACAAUGACAAAGAGAUACUAUAAUGGCAAAUCUAGAACAGUUUGCUUUAUGCUCUGGCCAGACGGCCGAUAUCCAACGUCGAUGUCAGAUUAUGCUUACAACAUUAUCAUCCUCAUACUUACUUAUGGCAUUCCAAUGAUUGUCAUGCUGAUAUGUUACACACUAAUGGGUCGUGUGCUCUGGGGUAGCCGUUCAAUUGGAGAAAAUAUCGAUCGUCAGAUGGAGUCAAUGAAAUCGAAACGAAAAGUGGUUCGAAUGUUUAUUGCUAUAGUUUUAAUUUUUGCUAUUUGCUGGUUGCCCUAUCAUAUGUUUUUCAUAUAUGCAUACCACAAUAAUGAUAUCACAUCCGCCAAAUAUGUGCAGCACAUGUACUUGGGUUUCUACUGGCUGGCCAUGUCGAAUGCCAUGGUCAAUCCCAUAAUAUACUAUUGGAUGAACAAAAGGUUUCGCUUGUACUUCCAAAGGAUUAUUUGCUGUUGUUAUUAUAAUGCAGGCAAACACAAAGUGGACUCCCCGAACAUAAUUGCCAAUAAAAAUAGUUUUCAGAAAACUAUUAGAGUGGAAGGCAAAAAUAUUUGGAAACGCAGUACAAUGGAGACACAAAUACAAGUUGCACAAACAUCACUACGUGAGCGAAUUACUGUGGAGAGAACUCCGAAUAAAGUUGCUACCAACAACUCGCAAGAGAAUGCCAAAGAUAAAUUAAGUUCCCCAGUUUACAUUUCCACCAAUGAUGGUGGCGAUCAGCAUCGAAUUUUAAUUAAAUGUAUUUCCUGUGACGGUGACAAUAAACACGAAGAAAAAAUGAAAGAGAAAUGUACGAAAGAAGGACUAGGAUUGUAAUUACACAGUGAAAUCCAUGCAAAUACGAAAAGUAUUUUACUGAAUAAGCUUUGUAAAAAAAUUUAAAUUAAGUAAUUAAUUUACUCGUAAAAUAUCAAAGUCUACAUACAUAUAUAUUAAGUCUUUUGACAAAACAAUCCAAUAACAUGAUUACAAAAAUUUAUAUGUAAAUAGUCAAAUG